GUCACGUGGCGGUGGCUUGCUUUAUAAAGCAGGCAGACUGGCAUCCAGCUUAACUUUUCGAUUUAACGUUAGAAUGGGUAAAAAGAGAGAUCUAAGGGACUUUGAGCGUGGUAUGAUCGUCGGUUCCAGGCGCGCAGGGUCCAGUAUAUCACAAACAGCCGCACUCUUGGGCUUUUCACGCACAGCAGUGUCUGUGGUUUACCGAGAAUGGCGCGACAAACAAAAAACAUCCAGUCAGCGACAGUCCAGUGGGCGUAAACAGCUCGUUGAUAAGAGGGGUCGAAUGAGAUUGGAAAGAAUCGUGCAAACUAACAGGCGGGCUACAAUUAGACAAAUAACGGCGCAGUACAACAGUGGUGUGCAAAACUGCAUCUCUGAAUGCACAACUCGCCGAUCGUUGUCACGGAUGGGCUAUAGCAGCAAACGCCGGGCAAAUGAGGAGUGGAAAAACACCGCCUGUGUAGAUAAGGUACGGGAACUUGUCCUGGACAACAGCAGAUCAAAUGAAGGGAAAAUCGAAGGUCUCACAGAAGAAUUUGUCAAUCUGGAAUUCCUCAGUUUGAUAAAUGUUGGCUUAUUCUCAGUUUCCAACCUUCCCAGACUUGGGAAACUCAAAAAGUUGGAACUCGGUGACAACAGAAUCUCUGGUGGCCUUGACGUGUUAGCAGAGAAACUCCCCAACCUCACACAUCUAAAUCUUAGCGGGAACAAACUGAAAGACAUCAGCACGUUGGAACCUUUGAAAAAGCUGGACAGCCUGAAGUCUCUAGACUUGUUCAACUGUGAGGUGACCAACCUGAACGACUACAGGGAGAGUGUGUUCAAGCUGCUCCCUCAGCUCACCUACCUGGAUGGGUACGACGUGAAGGACCGAGAGGCAUCUGACUUGGAUGGGGUGGACGACGACGAUGAGGGAGUGAAGGAUGAGGAUGGAGAGGAGGAAGACUUUGACGAGGAGGAUGAUGAAGUUAGCGGCGACGAAGAGGAAGAAGACCUUAGUAUUGAUGAUGAGGACGACAAUGAUGAUGAAGUUGAGGCUGUCCAAGGAGAGAAGAUGAAGCAAGAGCCUAACGACAAUGAUGAUUAUGAGCAAAAAAAGAAAGCCAAUCAACUUACCAACACCUUCCCUCUCCACCCUGAUACCCACCCACACCCUCCCUACUCCAUGUCUCUCCCCCAGCUUUGAGCCCCCGUGUGGGGAAAGACUGUACCGGACAGGUGGUUCAAGUGGAGCUGCCUCCGCCCCAUGGAACCGAGAGCCAUCCUCAAGGAGCGCACCACUCCGCAUUCCACUUUUUCACUGUCAACUCCCCCUUUAUGUAUACCUGUGUGAGGACUUUGGGACAGGUACUGUAUCUAGUUUUGGGUCUGUGCUUUUUAAUAUUUUGUUGGAUGAAUUAUGAAGAGAAAGUUGUUGUUGGGUUUAUUUCUUCCCUCUUCAUCUUUUCUGUUCCUUAUUUUGUCACCAAUAAAAUGUAUUGCUAUA
Messenger RNA from Oncorhynchus keta (chum salmon), 1486 nucleotides. Its product is annotated as acidic leucine-rich nuclear phosphoprotein 32 family member B-like. Gene Ontology annotation, molecular function: histone binding. Gene Ontology annotation, cellular component: nucleus. The record is from RefSeq and is a predicted model, not a curated record. Bases 74 to 1186 code for a protein of 370 amino acids. The transcript has 7 exons. Lineage: Eukaryota; Metazoa; Chordata; Actinopteri; Salmoniformes; Salmonidae. Gene Ontology annotation, biological process: regulation of apoptotic process.